Molecule: messenger RNA, 1614 nt
Organism: Gossypium raimondii (Peruvian cotton)
Lineage: Eukaryota; Viridiplantae; Streptophyta; Magnoliopsida; Malvales; Malvaceae
Exons: 2
Coding region: 1-1614 (537 amino acids)
Source: RefSeq, a predicted model, not a curated record
AUGGAUAUAGCACUCGAUCGAAUUGCAUUGCAGAACAUGGAAAAGAAGCAAUUCAUCUACGUGAUGGAUAUAGCACCCGAUCGAAUUGCAUUGCAGAACAUGGAAAAGAAGCCUAGUGAGAGCUUAAGACAGUAUGCCCAAAGAUGGAGAGAAUUAGCAACGCAAGUCCAACCACCACUCCUGGAGAAAGAGAUAACCAUGCUUUUUAUUAAUACUUUGAAGGCUCCAUUUAUCAAUCACAUGUUGGACAGCGCCACUAAAAGUUUUUCAGACAUAGUGAUGUCCGGAGAAAUGAUAGAGAACGCCAUAGGAUGCGGCAUGAUAGAAGCGGGAGAGAGCGCUAGAAGGUCAGCCCCAAGAAAGAAAGAACACGAGAUAAACAAUGCAAGCGUGUUUAACAAGGGUUAUUCUAAACCAAUCACGGUGGGACAAGCAAGAGCAGUAACCACUAACCAUCAAGGUUCUUCAAGGCAGGAAUCCAAUCCAAGGCCAAAUGAAGAAAGACCCCAAUUCACACCCUUCCUAAUAACGUAUAGAGAGCUGUACCAAAACUUAUAUGACGCACACGUGGUAUCUCUCUCCUAUCUAAAACCCAUGCAACCUCCAUAUCCUAAGUGGUACGACACGAAUGCCCAAUGCGAGUAUCAUGCGGAAAUAACGGGGCAUUCGAUUGAAAACUGUACUACGUUCAAGAAGUUGGUUGAAAGAUUUAUUAAGAUGGGGAUCAUAAAAUUUGAUGACCCAUCAGGACCAAACGUAGCAGAGAAUCUAUUACCCAAUCAUGUUGAUAAAGGGGUUAACGCGAUAAUCGAGAAUAAAAGAAGGAGAAUAAAAAAUGACUUAGUCGAGAUAAAAACCCCGUUAAAAUGGGUUUGGAGACUAAUGAUAGAAGAAGGCCUUAUCAGACAAGAUUCAACGGAAAAGCCCGAGGGAACGAGAAAGUACUUUGAGUUCCAUGCUGAAAAGGGCCACGAUAUCCAAAAAUGUGUCGAGUUCAGAACCAUGGUGCAAAACUUGAUGGAUAAUAAAGAGUUGGAGUUUUAUGAAGAGGUCAAAGGACUAGAAGAGGGAGAAUUUUACGCUUCAGAGGAAGGAUCAGCGAGGAAAACCCAAAGGGAUAGCAAAAGGGUUCCUUGGAAUUACGACUGCAAUGUGACGAUCCCAGGAGAAGAAAACUCAAUAAAUACUUCAAAAGAGGAUGAUAAUGUAGGCUUUUAUACACGAAGCAGAAAACGCUAUGAUCCGGCAAAUGCAAGAGUGGGACCUGCGAAAGGAAAAGCUUUAGCAGUUAAGCGAGGGGAAGCAAAAGCGGCCAGAAUUGAAUCGCAUAUUAAUCAGCCGGUAACUGAAAAUGAUGCUAGAGAAUUUCUAAAAUUCUUAAAGCAUAUCGAGUAUAGCGUGGUGGAACAGCUACAUAAGCAACCGACUCGUAUCUCAAUGCUCGAGUUGCUUCUGAGUUCAGAGACACAUCGUAAUGCAUUGAUGAAAGUACUAAAUGAAACUUAUGUCGUUAAUGAUAUCUCGGUGAACAAGUUUGACCGCUUGGUUAACAACAUAAGAGCCGACAAUUUUAUUUUCUUUAAUGAUAAUGAAAUACCACCGGGAGGAAGAUGA